CGCCUCCCACCAGUCUGCCGCGCCCCAGGCCAGACCAGGUCCCCAGUUCCUGGGGAUCCAGGCGGGGCAGGGUGGGGACACGUGACCGGCGGCGCCCAGACCUCCUCGCGUUCACUCUGGGCAGUCGAGCCUAGGGCCCCAGCUGCCCGGUGCACCCAGGCUCGCCUCUGCCCUCGCCCUCGCAGAACCCAAAAUACAGCACCAAAGGCCCUCUGGCUACCGCCCAGCGUACCCAACAGAGAGACUGGUGUGACCCAGGGGAGCAGCAGUGAUGGAGGACAACUUGGAUCUUUCCCUGCUCACAGACGAGGAGGCCCAACACGUGUGGCAGGUGGUGCAGCGGGACUUCGCCCUGCGGACCCAGGAGGAGGAAAGGCUGGCGCGGCUGAAGGGCAAGAUCAGGUGGGAGAGCUCCAAGCGGGAGCUGCUGUCGGACACGGCCCACCUGAACGAGACGCACUGCGCCCGCUGCCUACAGCCCUACCGGCUCUUCGUGAGCGGCAAGCGGCAGUGCCUGGACUGCGGCCUCUUCACCUGCAAACAUUGCAGCCACGCCCACCCAGAGGUGCGGGGCUGGCUGUGUGACCCCUGCCACCUGGCCAGGGUGGUGAAGAUCGGCUCGCUGGAGUGGUACUAUGAGCACGUGAGAGCCCGCUUCAAGCGGUUCGGGAGCGCGAAGGUGGUGCAGUCCCUGUGUGGGCGGCUGCGGGGCGGAGGGAGGCCUGAGCUCAGCCCAGGAGAGAAAAACGGAGACAGUGAGCAGACAGACGAGGAUGAAGAGCCCGACAUGGGGGCCAAGGCCCAGCCCCUCGGAAGCAAAGUCCAGGCUCCUUCGGAGGAGGCCAUGCCCGUCCAGGCUGAGUGGGAGUGGGGAUCUGGUCCCCCCCAAGCUGACCCCGACUCCAGCCUCCCUUUCCUAUCACCUGUGAAGAAGAGACGCCUUCUCUCCUUCCAUGACCUGGACUUCGAGGAGGACUCAGACAACUCUCUGGAGCCUUAUGGUCACCUCUCACACCUGUCCUCGGUCCCCUGGGCCUCAGACAGCCUACAGUCCCUCCCAGGUGACCACUCCACUGACACCACCUCCCAGGAGCCUGAGGUCCUGCAGGAGGAGGACCUCUGUCCACCUGAGCAGCCAAGCAGCCUCUCACCUUCAGAACUGGACGCCACCGUGGAGCUUGGCCCGUCUGCAGACCCCAACACCACGGCUCUGCAGACAGCUUCGGUACCAGGGACAAAUGCCACCAGGGAGAGGCAGCUCCCUGCACAAUACCUGGCUGAUGUGGACACCUCUGAUGAAGACAGUGUCCAGGGGCCCAGGGCCACCUCCCAGCAUCCCAAGCAGAGAGGCUGGGCUGCACUCAAGAGCCAGUCUUCGGCCAAUGCAGGUGCACAUACAGAGGCUGACCUGGAGGAGGAGAAUCUGCGGCAGCAGCUGCAGGCGCUGACCAGUACCCUCAGCGACCAGGGCGCCUCAUCUGAAGAGGAGAAGGCCGACGAUGCAGCAGCUGGGACGACUACAGAGGCACACACAGCUGCAGGCUGCAUGGACUCCUGGGACAGCAGCUCCCAGGGCCCUGGGGUCUCCAUCCAGCCCAGCAGGACCACGGAUGAGGCACUGUCAGAGCUGGAGGACCAAGUGGCCGCCGCAGCCUCCGAGAUGCAGCAGGUGGAGAGUGAGGUUUCUGACAUCGAGUCCAGGAUCGCAGCACUCAGGGCUGCGGGGCUCACGGUGAAGCCCUCGACAAAGCCCCGGAGGAAGUCAAACCUCCCGGUCUUCCUGCCUCGGGUGGCGGGCACCCUUGGCCAGCGUCCAGAGGACCAGAAGGCAGACGAGGUAUGUGUCAUCUCCCUGGCCACUGCCCCGGACAGCCAGAGCAGGGCGACCUCAGAGGCGGCAGCCAUGCCCUGUCUUCUCAGGAGAAAGUACUCCCCUCAGGCUGGCAAAGACCAGGAGCCCUUUGAAAGGAAGUCAGUGUACCGCGGGUCCCUGACGCAGAGGAGCCCCAACGGCAGGAGGGGCAUGGCCCGCCACAUCUUUGCGAAACCCGUGAUGACCCAGCAGCCCUAGAGAAGCAGCGUGGGACCAGGACAGAGCCACCAGAAUCGUCGCUGUGCCUGCUCCACAGCGCUCUGUCCUCCCAGGCUCCACACUUUCUGCCACGCGCAUCACUGCCCAGCCAGAAACAAGAAGAGGGCAUGUGGGGGCCACCUGCCCAGCACUGAGCUGUGAGACAGCAGAGCUGAUGUGACGAUCCCGGAGGGCACCGUCUCGGGCUGUGGAGGAACAGGGUGACCUCUGUCGCUGUGGUCUUCCGGUCUGCACCUGGCUGUGCUGGAUGGAACAGGGUGUUGGUGGGUCAGUCACUGGGCUGGGAGGGCAGCUGUGGGCUGUGCUCAUGAAAGGGACUUGGGAUCAGGCCAAGCGACAGCACACAGGGCCCACUGGGCACCAAGUUAUAGAACCACCUGCCCCACGUACCUGCUCUGCCAGCUCCCACAGGCAGAAACAACUGCACCGCCAACACCUAUGCCCUAAAAACGUCCUGCCACCCCUGGCAUGCCACCCCUGGUGCAGGCCUCCAGGGACACCAUCUGGCACCAUCUGAACUAUGGCACAUGACUCAUACUUCAGCAAUAAACUUUGUUAAUUCCCAGA
Cavia porcellus (domestic guinea pig) is the source of this 2659-nucleotide messenger RNA. It is a transcript of the gene Mlph, whose product is annotated as melanophilin. The record is from RefSeq and is a predicted model, not a curated record. Gene Ontology annotation, biological process: intracellular protein transport. Gene Ontology annotation, molecular function: actin binding; small GTPase binding; myosin binding. Gene Ontology annotation, cellular component: cortical actin cytoskeleton. The transcript has 15 exons. NCBI's taxonomy places the organism in Eukaryota, Metazoa, Chordata, Mammalia, Rodentia, Caviidae. The coding region runs from base 272 to 2071 and encodes 599 amino acids.